AUGGACACCGUUCCCGCCAAUCCUAGUACUCGUAUGCAACAGCUGGGGGGGGAGAAGCUGCAGGUUGGCUUUUGUUUGGACUUUUUCUUUUCUUUUCAGGGCCAAGGACAAUCUGGAUACGAAGCCGGGACGGUAGAUCUGUUGAUAAAUAGUCAGAGAAUCGACAAUCAGGCCGUAUCAAAUGGGCCUCUUGCUCAGUCUGCUUGUCCCUCUCAGCUCCACCGCCCUCCCCCCGCCCAGACGCUAGCUGUGGUCGAUAUCUAUAUAGCGGCCUGCGAUGAGUUGUGCUCGCCGAGUUCGCCGCCCUCCCGCAGCGCCGGGCGUAGCACCAAUCGUCCUGCUGGCCGGCUUCCCCGGCAUACUUGGUUUGUCGGUUUCCUGCGGGAUCAGCUCUUAGGUUUAACCUUCAGUGCCCUGGUUGUCCUUGAUUUCAAGCUCCACCGGCCUGAUAUGGCCCAAGGGCAGCUAUGGGCUACCUUGAUGACUGUCAUUGAUCCUCUCAAUACAAAAGCCAUGCCCAUUGUCUUACAAUCUACUAUCCAUCUGUUGGAAACGGAACUUGCGAAUGCCAGAGCUGCGCUCCAGGAGAUACAGGGCCACCGGGCAACGGCGACAUCAACUUCAAUCUCCUCCUCUCCCACUUCUGCCUCCUGCUGUUGUACCGCAAUGCACGAAACCAUCGCCACUGGCGCCAUGGCUGCGUACAAACACCAUCUGGUCGGCCGCGUCUCCCAGAUUACCAGCUCUUCACUUCUUCUCUCUCACACCCCAGCGUCCAUUUCGCUACUGGACCUCCUAUCCAAUUCCCUUAUUCUUGACCACAUCGCGCCCUAUCUUUCGAUCUCCUCUCUACUCUCGCUAGCUUCAACAUGCACCGCUUUCCAUUCCAUCAUAAUGGAUACUCCAUACGUCUUUCGGCAUAUGGAUCUGACAACAUGCCGCGCCGCUCAGCCACCACCGUUAAUGGGUCCCAUAGAUGCAGGCGGUGAGGAUGUCAGAACUCUCAUUCUAGAUGGUCUCUCCGUCCCCGCAGACCUCAUCGCCGAUAUUAUCCUAACGGACAGGUUUAACGUCGUUCUACUGUCAAUUAGGGACUGUCUCAAUCUAAACGAGCGUAAGUUGAUGCAGACCUUGCAGUAUGCCGUCCGGCCUUCCCGGCCGAAGGGUAUGCCGAGAGUGAAGGGGAUCUAUCAUUUUACAGCCAAGGAUGAUUCGCAGAAUGUCUUAUACAGCAGACAGCAAACGCACCACUCUUCCACAGUCGCUAGAAGGGACAGACUGGACAAUCAACCUUGCAAUUCCGCUGAUGCAGACAAUCACCAUGAUCAGCUGACAUGGAGACAUCCGUGGUACAGAGGAUCCGGCAAAGUGCUUAGAAAAGCCAUGCCCAACGGAUGGGCAGAGACACUGCAGCUUUGUAACGGCAUCAUCUCGUUUGAUGCGGUGUUAUGCCGCAGCCCAGCCCAUCAACCAUUUGUCUCUGUGGAAGGGAACGACACGCAGCCGCCCAGGUAUCUAUUACCAGCAAUCGCCACAGUUGCUCUCGGCCCCAGGGGUUGCGAGGGCUGUCGCACUUCACCUGAAGGUCCGGCACUGUGGAGUCACUCACCCGAGUAUCAAUUCCCACUCCUGACCCCUCCCCCGCUCCACUCCUCCCGAAUCAUCGCCGCCAAGUCCCCCGUCUUCUCUGCCAAUGAUCAGCCCGCUCUGAUGAUGCAGUGCCAAGAAUGCCUGAUCAACCGCUGGUGCAACCGUUGUGGUAGCUGGUGGUGUUCAGCCUGCCUCCCUCACCCAGAAAAGCCGAGGCAUCACCCCAAGUUACAUCAGACCGCGCUCCAGUCUUCACCUUCAUCCUCCUCCUCGUCCGGAUCUGGAGAGGGGGAAGGAGGCUCCUCACACCCAAAGCAGGUGUCAGCAGAGAUUGUUGGGAGUGCGGAGCUACUUGCGGCUCCUGCAAAGCAGAAGUCCAGCGAACCUGUACUACCUGCCAGGGUGAGUAUUGCGUUGAGCACAAUGAUGGAUGCACCGAUACAAAGGCUAUCGGGACAGCACAUCCAGGAACGGUAA
Histoplasma mississippiense is the source of this 2067-nucleotide messenger RNA. RefSeq lists its product with no specific name. The coding region runs from base 1 to 2067 and encodes 688 amino acids. NCBI's taxonomy places the organism in Eukaryota, Fungi, Ascomycota, Eurotiomycetes, Onygenales, Ajellomycetaceae. The record is from RefSeq and is a predicted model, not a curated record. The transcript is spliced from 7 exons. Gene Ontology annotation, molecular function: protein binding.